Rotaria sp. Silwood2 is the source of this 1959-nucleotide messenger RNA. NCBI's taxonomy places the organism in Eukaryota, Metazoa, Rotifera, Eurotatoria, Philodinida, Philodinidae. The record is from the annotation of a GenBank genome assembly.
AUGUGUGCUAUACAGGUAACAAUCAAACAGCAGGAACAACAAUUGGCGAACGGCAAGAAGGACCGCGAUCAAUUGUGCUUUAUUGUCGAUGAGCGUACGAACGAAUUACGUAAUCUUAAGCAAAAGAAUGAACAAUUGGAGCAAAUGAUAAGAAAUGAACAAGAACAUAGUAACGACGAAAAGAAACUUAUUUCUCUAUUACAAGAAUCUCAAGAAGAACGAGACGAAUUACUUAGUCGAAAGCGACAAACUUAUGAACGUAUACAAAAAUUAGAAGAACAAAUAAAAAAUUACGAAAGUGAUGCAACAAAAAUGCGUGAUCAAAUUUUAUGUUCAAAAAUCAAAUUAGAUAAAAAAAUUGAUGAAAAUCAAUGUUUAACAAAUAAAUUAACCGAUAUGAGUAAAUUUUGCGAUCGUCUUGAACAAGAAAAUCAAAAAUUAAAAUUACAAAUUGAACAUGAACAAAAAAAGAUUGAAGAAUGCACAAAAUUAAAAACAUUUGCUGAUAUGGAAUUACAAAAUAAUCUUGAUAAAAUACGUCACGAACGUUAUGAACAUGAAACAAAAGUUACUACAUUAGAUGAUGCAUUAAAAUAUGCUCAAAAACAAUAUCAAACAUUACAACAAAAUCAAUAUACUAUUGAAGAUAAACAUAAAAAAGAAAUUCAUGAAUUAAAACAACAUAUACAUGAAUUAGAAAUUAAAAUUGAAGAAGUUAUUAAAGAUAAAGCAUUAGUAUCAAUACGUUGUGGAGAAUUAAUAGAAGAAAAUCGUAAAUUAGAAAAAACAUUAAAUGAAAAAGAAGAUGAUUAUGAAGACAAAAUUAAUUCAUAUAGAGAAAAAAAUUGUCUUUUAUCAACACAAAUUGAAGAUUUAGAAAAAAAACUAACUGAAACAAAAAAACAACUUGAAUUAAUAACAAUUGAAAAAGAUGAAACUUUAGCUGAUAUGUUAAUUGCUGUACGUGUGGCAAGUGAAAUGAGACAUGAUGCAGAAGAUCGUUUAAAUAAAGUUAAUGAUGAUCUCAAACGAGUUACAGAACAUAUUGAACAAGAACGUGCACUUAAUAAAGAAGUUCAACGAAGACAGAUGCAAUUACCACCAACAAAUCGCAAUGGCAAUGGAUUUUGUGAGAUUGGUCAUGUAAAAAUAAAAGAAAUGAUACGAACAUUAGAAGCUAAUUCUCGAAAAAAUUCAAUCAAUACAUUGAAUAAUCAUGUGGAUUCUACAGUUCGUCAACGUCCAUUAUCUCAACCAUGUACACGUACAGAAACUAAUGCUAUAUUAACAAAUAAUCAUCAUCAACAAUUUGGUACAACAACUGAUGAUGCAAAAAUUUUAUCUUCAACAAAAAAUAAUUCUUCAUCAUUUAAUAACAGUCAUCGCUCUGAUAUAUCAAUUCGAUCAAUAACAAAUGAACAAUACGAUGAAAUGAAGUCAAUUGUUGAAGCAGUUUUUGCUCGAAUGCCUGGAAGUGUUUGUAAACGUGAUGCUUUAUUAAAAUGGUGUGUAGAAAAAUUAGCAAAUUAUGGAAUAUCAAUAACAAAUUUUUCAAAUUCUUGGACAGAUGGUAUUGCAUUUUGUUCAUUAUUACAUUCAUAUUUACCUGAUCGUAUUGAUCUUGAUAUGAUUAGAAAAGAAUCAAAAAAAAAUCGUUUUGAAAUUGCUUUUAAUAUUGCUAGUAGCAUUGGAAUUGUAUCUAUAUUAGAUGUUGAGGAAAUGUGUUCAUCGGAAUGGCCUGAUUGGGAACGUGUAAUGUAUUAUGUUGCAUUAAUAUUUCGUCAUUUUGAAUGUUCAACAUCAAAUCAAACAAUAUCACCAAUACUGCCAAUUCCACAAGCAUCAUCAUCACCUAUGUCACCAACAUUUUCAACAUCAGCAUCAUCACCUAUAUGUGCAUCAUUACGAUCAUCAAAUUCAAUUCCAACAAUACUUUGUUCACCAUUACAAACUGUAUAA